This is a messenger RNA of Leucoraja erinaceus (little skate), 2057 nucleotides long. It is a transcript of the gene elac1, whose product is annotated as elaC ribonuclease Z 1. The record is from RefSeq and is a predicted model, not a curated record. NCBI's taxonomy places the organism in Eukaryota, Metazoa, Chordata, Chondrichthyes, Rajiformes, Rajidae. The transcript is spliced from 3 exons. Gene Ontology annotation, cellular component: nucleus. The coding region runs from base 122 to 1219 and encodes 365 amino acids. Gene Ontology annotation, molecular function: 3'-tRNA processing endoribonuclease activity.
GUGCAGCGUUGUCUGCUGCUGCUGCUGCCGCCGCCGCUGCUGCUGCAAAGAUCAUAGAGCGGAGAGUUGCUGCUCCUGGUCUGAUCGCAGGCCGGGCGGCCCUUGACUCGGAGCGGCCGCUAUGGCGGUGGAGUUGACCUUCCUGGGCACCGGCUCGGCCUACCCGUCGCCGACACGCGGAGCCUCGGCCGUGGCGCUGCGCUACGAGGGCGAGUGCUGGCUCUUCGACUGCGGCGAGGGGACGCAGACACAGUUGAUGCGGAGCCAGUUGAGAGCAGGUAAAAUUUCAAAAAUUUUCAUUACUCAUCUUCAUGGUGAUCAUCUAUUUGGUUUGCCUGGACUUCUAUGCACAGUAAGCCUCCAGAGUAGUUCUCUCUUAAACAAACAGCCUGUUGAAAUUUAUGGGCCUGUUGGAUUAAGGACAUUUCUGAGGACGUGCAUGCACCUGUCUCACUCGCAAUUGGUCUUUUCGUAUGUAGUCCAUGAACUGGUACCAACUGAGGAUCAGUGUUUUCCUGAGGAAUGGAGGAGCCCCUCUGCACACAAUGUGGAUGAUCAGCUUCAUCCACAGGAACUACAAGGAAAAACAAUUCAUCUUGAUCCUCAGGAAGACUGUUACAAUCUUGUCACCCAUGAACAGUUCAUAGUAAAAGCCUUUAGGCUUUUUCAUCGCAUACCAUCUUUUGGGUUUGUAAUUGAGGAGAGAGAACGACCAGGAAAGCUUCAGACUCAAAAGCUGAAAGAUAUGGGUAUUCAACCAGGACCUUUGUAUGGGAAACUAAAAAAUGGACAGCCCGUCACUCUUAACAACGGGUUAACUGUUUUUCCUAUGGAUGUUCUGGAAGCUCCCAUUCCAGGUAGAAAAAUAUGCAUUUUGGGAGAUUGUUCAGGAACAGUGGGUGAAAAAGGUAAAAAACUUUGCAUUGAUGCUGAUGUGCUGGUGCAUGAGGCCACACUAAAUGAUAGUCAGUCUGACAAGGCUGAGGAACAUGGACACUGCACUCCGAAGACGGCUGCAGAGUUUGCAAAAUUAUGCAAAGCUAAACGGCUGGUUCUCACACACUUCAGUCAAAGAUACAAACCUACUGCCCUUACUAAUGAAGGAGAUGAUGACGUAAAGGAACUGAAGACUCAAGCUGAGCUGGUACUAGAAGGACAGGAAGUAAUUCUGGCCGAAGACUUUAUGGUGAUUGAAAUUCCUUUUAACAGGACAAAGUAACAAGUAAUCUCAGCACAGUAAAACACUAUAAUGAAGAAAUAUAGAAUGUGAUUGGAUGAAUUAUUGUAUUAACGUUGCAAUUAUUUUACAGAUUUAUUAUGGUGAAAUCUGUUACACAAGAUAACCUUGAAAUUUUAAUGAGUAUCCUUGACAAUUACUGCUUCUGAAUGAGCAUUAGAACUAGUGAUGUUUGCAUUAUUUGCUCUUAGUUCCAUGAUGUGGAAGAAUGUUAUAAAUUUAGAAAGCUACCCGAGCAGUGUGUUGAGAGUUUUGCUUCUAAUGUGGACUCGCUGUACAAAGGACUUUGCCUUAGAUGAGUUUAUACUAUAGCUCCAAAUUUCAUAGUUGUUAUUUGGAAUUUGCUGAUUUUCAAGCUACACUGGGCAGCAAGGUAGCGCAGCAGUAGAGUUGCUGCCUUACAGCGCCAGAAACCCACGUUUGAUCCUGACUACGGGUGCUGUCUGUACGGAGUUUGUACGUUCUCCCCAUGACCUGUGUGGGUUUUUUCCGGGAUCUCUGGUUUCUUCCCACAUUCUAAAGACGUACUGGUUUGUAGGCUAAUUGGCUUGGUAUAAUUGUAAAUUGUCCCUAGUGUGUAGGAUAGUAUUGGUGUGCAGGGAUUGUUGGCCAGCAUGGACUCAGUGGGCCAAAGGGCCUAUUUCCACGCUGUAUCUCUAAACUAAACACUGUUUAUGUUUGGCUAGGUGUUUGAACUUUAUAUACUCUGACUACGUGAUUGAAGUUCCCUGGUGGAAUGAACGGUCAAAUCACAAAUAUCAAAGAUUUAGUCUGGUAGAAAUGGAAUCCAAUGAAAUGUACACGGCUUUUCUCUGUAAGA